Messenger RNA from Lentinula edodes (shiitake mushroom), 4425 nucleotides. RefSeq names its product ABC-2 type transporter-domain-containing protein. Gene Ontology annotation, molecular function: ABC-type transporter activity; ATP binding; ATP hydrolysis activity. Gene Ontology annotation, biological process: transmembrane transport. The transcript has 22 exons. Lineage: Eukaryota; Fungi; Basidiomycota; Agaricomycetes; Agaricales; Omphalotaceae. Gene Ontology annotation, cellular component: membrane. The record is from RefSeq and is a predicted model, not a curated record. Bases 1 to 4425 code for a protein of 1474 amino acids.
AUGGCUGACACGCCAGAUGUACGCACCUUGUACGAAGAGCAAAGAGUCGAUGACGUCGAAUCUCAGCUUAGCCGCGAAAACGCCCACCACGUCGAUGUAUCUUCUGCCGAGCGUCAGUUUAACGAGCUAUCCCGUCAACUCAGCAUCAAAAAAUCAUCAACCACCACCGCCAGUGUAGAGACAGCUCAAGGUAAAGAUGUGGAAAAAGGCGCUGAAGAAGAGGAUAACUUUGAUCUCCGGGAAUACCUUUCUUCGUCGAAUGAUGCCAAUCAACAAGCUGGAAUCCACCACAAGCGCGUCGGUGUCACUUGGGAAGAUUUACAGGUAGAUGUUAUCGGAGGUGAUGACAGCAAAUUCUUCAUCAGGACCUUUGCCAAUGCCCUGCUUGGUUUCGUUCUCAGUCCCAUCACCUUGAUCUGGAGUUUUAUUACCCCUCUGCUUCCCAAGAAAAAUUUGCCAACAAAGUCAAUUCUUCACAAAUCUUCCGGUGUACUUAAACCCGGUGAAAUGUGUCUCGUUCUCGGAUGUCCUGGUGCCGGAUGCACUUCCUUCCUGAAAGUCAUUGCCAAUCAACGCGAAGAAUACGCCAACGUUAGUGGGCAAGUUCUCUACGCCGGUAUGGACGCAGCAGAAAUGGCCAAAUAUUACAAGGGUGAAGUAGUGUUCAACGAAGAAGAUGAUCGGCACAUUGCAACUCUUACUGUCGAACAAACUUUAAAGUUUGCAUUGUCCACCAAAACUCCCGGUCCUAAGGGUCGUCUGCCAGGUGUCUCUCGCAAGGAGUUUGAUCAGGAGGUUUUGAACACCCUGUUACGCAUGCUUAACAUAUCCCACACCCGCCGUACGCUCGUUGGCGAUGAGUUCGUUCGGGGUGUUUCUGGAGGAGAGCGUAAACGUGUUUCUAUCGCAGAGAUGAUGACUACUCGUGCUCGUGUUCAGUCUUGGGACAAUUCCACUCGUGGUUUGGACGCAUCAACUGCUCUCGAUUUUGUGAAAAGCUUGCGGGUAAUGACUGAUGUGCUCGGUCAAACGACUUUUGUCACUCUAUAUCAAGCUGGAGAGGGUAUCUACGACUUAUUCGACAAGGUGAUGGUACUCAGUGACGGCCGGCAAGUGUACUAUGGUCCUCCCUCUGAAGCGCGUGCAUAUUUCGAAGGCCUGGGAUACAAGGCUCUUCCUCGUCAAAGCACCGCCGAUUACCUCACUGGAUGCACUGACAUCAAUGAACGCCAAUUUGCUCCUGGUCGGUCCGCUGCCAAUGUCCCUUCUUCUCCUGCCGCUUUAGAAGGCGCUUUCUUGCGUUCAAAAUACUCUCAAGACAACAAAGUUGCUCUCGAAAAGUACAAACUGACUAUGGCCACCGAUAAAGCUGAUCAGGAAGCAUUCCGCGCUUCUGUUGCUGCUGACAAGAAGAAGGGUGUGUCCAAGAAGAGUCCCUACACUCUCGGAUUCACUGCUCAGGUUCGCGCUUUGGUUGUUCGUCAAUUCCAGCAAAGACUGCAGGAUAGGUUCCAGUUGUAUACUAGUUUCACGCUUAGUACUGUUCUCGCUAUUGUCCUUGGAGGGGCCUUCUUCGCGUUGCCGACUACCUCUGCCGGUGCCUUCACUCGUGGAGGUCUCCUUUUCGCCGCACUUUUGACAACAUGUCUCGACGCAUUCAUGGAAAUGCCCACACAGAUGGUUGGUCGUCCGAUCCUUCGCAAACAGACUAGUUACAGCAUGUACCGGCCUUCAGCCAUUGCUAUCGCCAACACGUUGGCCGAUAUGCCUUUCUCCGCUGCUCGAGUACUAUUAUUCAACAUCUGCGUCUACUUCAUGUCAAAUCUCAAUCGAUCGGCUGGUGGAUUCUUCACCUUCCACAUCUUCAAUUACAUUGCAUUUUUGACGAUGCAAGGAUUCUUCCGUACUUUCGGUCAAUUGUGCACAAACUUUGAUUCUGCAUUCCGUCUGGCGACCUUCUUCAUUCCUAACUUCAUCGAGUACACUGGAUAUAUCCUACCCGUCAACAGCAUGAAGCGCUGGUUGUUCUGGAUAUACUACUUGAACCCGAUUGCUUAUGCCUGGCAAGGAAUCAUGGAAAAUGAGUUCAGACGCAUCGAUUUGACGUGUGAUGGAGCUUACAUCGUUCCCCGCAAUGGCGGUGAUGUAACCAAGUAUCCUGAUGGACUUGGUCCCAACCAGAUCUGUACGCUUUUCGGUGCAUCCUCCGGGUCCACUGCGGUCACUGGCCACCAAUACAUCUUCGCGGGUUACGAUCUCGACACCACCGAUCUUUGGCGACGUUGUUUUUUGGUUCUAGUGGGCAUGUUCUUCUUUUUCCAGCUCACUCAGGUCAUUGCUUUGGAAUUCUUCCCGCAAUACGUUGUCAAUGUUGGAUUCAAAAUCUUUGCCAAGGAAGAUUCGGAGACCAAGAAGCUCAAUGAAGCUCAACGCGCAAAGAGGGCUGCUCGCCUUGAGAACGCUCAUGCUGAUGAGAAGCUUUUGCAUGAGGCUGAGAAGGUCGAAAACUCAAAAAUGAUCGCGGAACGUCCGUACAGGAAAACGUUCACCUGGGAAAGACUCAACUAUACUGUUCCUGUUCCCGGCGGCACCAGGCGCUUGCUACACGAUGUUUACGGAUAUGUCAAACCGGGGACUUUGACCGCCCUGAUGGGUGCUAGUGGUGCAGGUAAAACCACCUGUCUUGAUGUUUUGGCCCAGCGCAAGAACAUUGGUGUCAUUGCUGGUGAUGUUCUCGUUGAUGGGCGUCCUUUGACUUCUGACUUUGCUCGAGGCACUGCUUACGCUGAACAGAUGGAUGUUCACGAAGGAACAGCGACUGUUCGCGAAGCAAUGCGAUUCUCUGCCUAUCUUCGUCAACCAGCAGAAGUGUCCAUUGAAGAGAAGAAUGCCUAUGUCGAGGAAAUCAUCGAGUUGCUCGAAUUGCAAGAUCUCUCAGAAGCGGUAGUUUACUGCCUUGGGGUCGAAGCAAGGAAAAGAUUGACCAUCGGUGUCGAGCUUGCCAGCAAACCAGAGUUAUUACUGUUCCUCGACGAGCCUACCUCUGGUCUUGACGCUCAAAGCGCUUGGAAUCUGGUUCGUUUCCUGCGAAAACUCGCCGACCAGGGUCAGGCCAUUCUGUGUACUAUCCACCAACCUUCGUCUCUUCUCUUCGAAAGUUUCGACCGUUUGCUCCUCCUGGAACGUGGGGGCGAAACCGUGUACUUUGGCGAUAUCGGCUCCGAUUCCCACAUAAUUCGAGAGUACUUUGCUAGCCAUGGCGCUGUUUGUCCUUCAAAUAUGAACCCGGCUGAGUAUAUGCUUGAAGCGAUCGGCGCUGGUGUUUCUCCUCGCGUUGGUGAUCGUGAUUGGAAGGAUGUUUGGCUGGAUUCGCCUGAAUGUGCUAAGGUCCAAGAAGAAAUCGAGGCAAUCAAAAAACGAGGCUUGGCCAGACCCGAACCUGAUCGCAAAGCGAUGAGCACCUAUGCUACUUCCUUCUUGUAUCAACUCAAGCUUGUCGUCAGCAGAAAUAACCGGGCUCUUUGGCGAUCUCCUGACUAUAUCUUCACUCGGCUCUUUGUUUGCAGCUUCAUAUCCCUCUGGAUCUCUCUCUCGUUCCUGCAACUUGGGAAUGGGCUGCGAGACUUGCAAUUCCGAGUCUUUGCUAUCUUUUGGGUUGCUGUUCUCCCCGCCAUCGUCAUGUCUCAGAUCGAACCCAUGUUCAUUAUGAACAGACGUACCUUCAUUAGAGAAUCCUCGAGUCGUAUCUAUUCGCCAUAUGCUUUCGCUAUAGGUCAACUUCUUGGUGAAAUUCCUUACAACGUUCUUUGCGCGAUAGUUUACUGGGUUCUGAUGGUCUAUCCGAUUGGUUUCGGACAAGGUUCUGCUGGUCUGAAUGGUACGGGCUUCCAACUUUGGGUCAUAAUAUGCAUGAUGCUGUUCGGUGUAUCGCUCGGACAACUCAUUGCAGCGAUCUCGCCAAGUGUCCAAGUUGCAGUGUUGUUCAAUCCUUUUAUUGGUCUAGUCCUCACCACUUUCUGUGGUGUGACCAUUCCUUAUCCAACAAUGAACUCGUUCUGGCGGAGUUGGCUCUAUCAACUGGUUCCGUACACUCGUACGCUUGCCGCUAUGCUCUCCACUGAAUUACAUGGCCUUGUCAUCACUUGUAAGAGUGACGAGUUCAAUGUUUUUGACCCACCCUCUGGCCAGACUUGUGGCGAGUGGGCCGACGAUUUUGUGAAUGCGUUCGGGGGUUAUCUCAAUAACCGCAAUGCGACCUCUUCUUGCCAGUAUUGCCAAUAUCAAUAUGGUGACCAAUUCUACACUCCAUUGAACAUCAGUUACGACAAUCGGUGGAGAGAUGUGUUUAUUAUCUUCGCGUUCUUUGUUUUCAAUGUUAUAGUGACAAUUAUUGCUUCACGUUUCCUCCGGUACGCCAAGCGGUAA